CUCUGCGUAGAUCAGUGUGUGUGUGUGUGCAGCCUGUGUAGCUGCUGCGCGCUUUGGUGUUUGAAGGAGAUUUCCUUUUGGGAAAGAAAGCGCGCAGAAACGCGCACCGGGAAGGACAUGUAAGGAAGGAGACUCAACCGCGCACACGGGGAACGCACAGGCACAGGCGCAGGCGCGCGCACGGCAGUGCACGCAGUAAGUGUCACCUGAGCCGCUCGUCUCAUCUCGUCUCAUCAUUUUCGCUGACCGGGAAGGUUUUACACCUCAGGAGUUUAAUUUCUUUUCUUUUUUUUGGUAUUUUUUUUAUGGAAACCGAAACGACUGGUGAAGUCGUGGUCAUGCUGCCUCCGAAAAACUGCCUUCCGAGAAAUUACAGCUGCAUCGCCGGCUUGUUCGGGAGCUUGACCGCAAACCAGAAGAUGGACGACGGCGAUAAGACGGAAGGCGAGGAAGAGGAGGAAGAGGAGGAGGAGGUGACCGGCGAGCGCGAACCCUUGGAGAUGCGCGUCGUGGACGAGCGGCCGAGAGGACGCGAAUCCCUGCCGAAGCCGCCGCCGAGUCCCGGCCUGCGCCGCCGCUGCAAGUCCCUACCGAGCUCCGCGGAGAGGGCGAAGCUGGAGGUGGCGCGCAUCUGCAGCCCGUCCAGCCAGAAGAAAGUGCGCUUCGCCGACUCGCUCGGCCUGGAGCUCAUCUCCGUGCGCCACUUCGACGACACCGACGUGCCCGAGACGCCCGACCGCGUCCUGGACAAGUUCAAGAAGGCCCGCGCGCUCCACCUCAACAACUUCGAGCAGCACGCGCACAACGGAUACACGCAGUCGACCUUCGUGGAGACCCAGUUCACCUGCCCCGGCGCGCAGCCCGACUUCCGCGAGCGCCUGAAGAGCGCCAAGGUGCUCCUGGAGUCCGUGGAGACGGACGAGUUCAGCAUCUCGGGCGUCGUGCGGGUGCUGAACCUGGCGUUCGAGAAGCACGUGACGCUGAGGUACACGCUCAACAACUGGCUGACGUUCGUCGACGUGCCCGCGUCGUACGUGCCGAACUCGAGCGACGGCGGCUCCGACCGCUUCCAGUUCAAGAUCGUGACGCCGGCGUUCCUCGAGAGCAGCGGCAGCCUGCAGUUCGCCGUCCGCUACCGCGUCGGCCCCGACGACUACUGGGACAACCACGACGGCAAGAACUACAGGGUGCGACGCCACCGGUUCAAAAUCUCGCCUCCGCGCGAAUGGGAUAACGGCUGGAUCCACUUCAUCUAGAACCGCUGUCUGUGUGUGUGUGUGUGUGUGAGAGAGAGAGAGAGAGAGACAAUUAUGAUGAUGAUGAUGAUGAUGAUGAUUAGUAGUAGUAUGACCUGCAGAGCCUGUAGCUUGAAUCCCACGUGGAAUCUUCUCCCCCUCCUAUAGAUGAUGUGUCCUAAUUAAAGCGACGCUCGUUAUCUCUUAGAUAAGACUUCCCCCAGACUCUAAUCUCAUUAAAUCAGAUUACACAAUCUGGCAGGCUCCAUCCUGAACACCUCACACUGAUGGUCAGUAGAUAUCAUAUAAUAUCAUAUACAGGAGUCAUAGGUUUAUAAAGCAUCAUCUUACGGUUGAGUGCAAAAGUUUGCAUCCCCUGUUGAAUAGCUGGCAAUCAGUUAAAUUAAAUAGAUGAAUGAAAUGUUAACUGAGACUAAAGCCGUCUGUACACUGUGCGUCGUUUAAGAUCGUCGUCCCAAUCUAAUCUCUAACCUGUGCAUGUCAGAUUUUACAAUACAAUACAAUCAAUCCUCUUACCCAAGUCCUGUGAGCUGAGAAAACAAAGCUUCAAUAAUGUCAUGAAUGAGCACGAUCCAGGCUCGUGCAACAAUCUUGAGACGAUAAGGAUAUUUUUCCGUGUUGUGUGCAUGCUUUGUUUACUUGUUUACUUUUCUUAAGCAUAUUUGUAGCUGUUCUACGAAUUUUGCAUCAGUCCUCCUUUUAGUCAAGCAUCAGUCAUAGCAGCGCCCACGCGCACUUUGUUAUCGCCUGCCUUUGGUCUCAGUGCCACGCCAUCAUCUACGUGCUCUGAAACCAUGCACAAACCCAGCUUAAGCCUAACGUGUGGUUAUCUUCAGUCGUAAGCCCUGUAUUGCCUUUAGCACGCUCUAAUGAAUGUAGGCCACACAUUUAAAGAGUUUAAUGAAUGACUGUCUGAAAACAAAAAUGAACACAACAAAAUUUUACUUUUUAUUCAAGACAGGAAAUGUUAAAAUAACAGGACUCAGGGAGUCCUAAGGGAUUUCUGCAAGUGGUCGGGUUACAGUGUUACAGUCAGUGGGAGAUUAUAAAAGAUCCAAAAUAAACAGUUGAGAGAGAUGUGAUGUGAACAGCUCUCAUGGCUGAUACAUGUUUAUAUAUAAGUCUGCUAAGCUUACAUAAAAACCUGACGUGUUAAACGCCUUAUUAGUUUCAUCAUCCUCGAGCAGGGGUAUGUAAACUUUUGCACGUAAACGUAUACAAAGUCUAGACACAGCCAAGGUAUUUGACGUAUCUCACAGACUGCUAUUCCGUUUCACAGAAUGACUUCUGUGUUGAAUAAUAACUUCCUGCUUUUUAUUUUUCGGCGAAGUGCUCCGUCAUUGUGAAAGCCGAUGUGGCUCUUAGGCCUUGCAACAUGUUUUAUCGGUGUGCAGCGUGUGUAGAGUCGUUCUCUUCCAUGGUCCAAAGCUUGAAACCUGUUCAGAGCCUCUGUCCAUUUUACGUAGAGCAAGUCAGGAUAUCUGUAUGUCAGUGCCUGUAAUAUAGCUGAGUGUACUUACAUGCUGAUGAUGCAGACGUUCAGAAAGGGCUAGGAACAUUAAUCUGACGAGAACGCGACAGCUAAGGGAUUCGCUCCAACAAACCUGGCGAGAAGUUCGGCUAUAAUGAGUCAAAAGGAACAAGGGGACAUCUUUUACCGAAGCUGCGUCUCCGUACGUGAGGAAAGGACCGUCUUCAAGAUUAUAUCACAUGACCUUCAAAGUCAUUUGACUAAAUCCUGGACUGAUUACUAGACCUGAUGACUGACGAAUGAAAUUUUUUAUCUCCACGAUCCACUACCUGUCCUGAAGUUUCCAUCUCAUCACAAGGCAGGCUGGAGGUAAGGGAAGGUCCGAGGGGAAAAUCGAAUGUGGAUAGAUUUUUCCAUUCAUUGUAAAUGCACUUGAGCAGCGAGCCAGGAUGUAUUUGCUUUCUACGUUUUUGCUCCUCCACCUUUUUUCAUAUGAGAGUCAGAAGGCUAAAAGCAAGCGGAAGCUCAGGAAAUGAGAACUACGUAGAAUCUUCCUGAAAUCAUCACACAGUUACAGGCCUGGCCCAGUUAUUGACCUCUUGUGCAAAUUUUAACUUAAAUGCUUACAUGCAUAUGGCAUUAUUGUAGCUUUUUGAACAUAAAAUUAAUUAUUUGAAGUUAAUUCUAAAAACAAACGGAAGAUAUAAUGGUACAUAUGUGAGCCUGGGAUUAUUUAACCUAAUGAUGUCAAGGAUGUUAUUUGUGUAAUGAUUUUACCAUUAGAUGUGAAACUGUAGCCAUAAACAUAAAAAAGUAACUUUAUAAAAUUUAUUCAAAUUGUGAAAAUUUGAUUCGAUAAAAAAAGCAAUUUGUAUAAUUUUCAACGUCUGAAAUCAGUACACAAAGUGCAUCAUUUGUUAUAAUGUAUUUAUAACACAGCUUUUAUAGCUAUAUGCAUUUGAGUGCAAAAGUUUUCACCCACUUUUCGCGAGAGGAGGAAAAGUCAUUAAUACAAAAUAAGUUUAAAAACUAAAACAAGUCUAAAAAGACAUACCAGCAAAAAAUCAGAAAGUGAAGUUUUGCGAUGAAUAAGGAAAUGUGUCCCAUCUGAUCGUGUUACAUAACGAGCCCUGUUUGGACGGGAUUAGUUUUUCUCACGUCACGUCAGUUAUACCGUUUUUAAAAAAAAUCGUUCAGAAAGAAAUUCGAUCAGGUUUUGUUUGUGUAAGUUUUGUCGAGUGAAUGUAAAGUCGGUAUUUAUAUCGUAACUGUCUUGUCAAUCAGCCUUCAAAGAUUCAUUCUUUUGAUCGAUUAUGUUUUCUUACUCUGGUAAUGGAGUAACGUGCGAUGUAGGCAGCGUGGAGAGAGUUAAACAGCCCAAAGCAAGGACGUCGUCAAGAGAAAAAGAUACGUGACUAAUGUACAGUAGGUGUGGUGAAAAAAAAAUUUUCUAAAAAAAAAAAAGUCACAAAGACGUGCAGCUGGACAGGAAUAAAAAAGUUAUUCGAGUGUGUUAAAAAGAAAUGCGUAGAGUACGCUGCAAUAUAAUGACCUUUUCGCCAGAGGAAACAUCAUGAAUCUAGUCAAAUUUAUAUGUUGUUUCUUACUGUAAGCUUACAAUAAAUCAGAUAUAAAAUUAAGCCUAUUUCUGGACAUAUUUUCCAAUUUUAGGUACUUGAUUUCUUGCUCUAUUAGCGGAUAAGUUCUCUUUUUUUAUAUAAAUGAAUGGAUUAGAAUAAGUUAAAUUAUAUGUAAAAUUAUUAUAAUGCUUAAAUAAUGUAAAAUAUGGGUUUAAUAAUUUUAUAUUUGGUUUAACAAUCUAAUAAUGUGUAUUUAAUGUCUAUUUAUAUAAAUUUUACUAGAUUCAAGCUAUUUUUACUUGCAAAUGUUUACUUAAUUUAAUUUAUUAAUGUAUUUAUUCUUAUAAUUUAAUUUGUUUUGCAGUGUAGGAAGUUUUGCCUGUUAUUUUCUCAAGUUUCAUUGAGAAAAAGACUGAGAUUAAAAAACCAAAAAAACAGGUCACAGAAUAUCACAUGGAGAGUGUAGAAUUACUCCAGAUUCCCAUCGUGAAUUAAAUCCUGUCCAAACAGGGCUAUAUAUAGCAGGGAAAAUGUGAUUUCUUUUUUGUAACAUGAUAGUAAAAUGACGUUUGUCGUAUUUUGGCGAACCUUUGCACUCAACUGUAACCCAUAUGUUAUUUAAAGUAUUUAAGAGAAAUAUUUAUAACACUGUUUGACUGGAUACAUCAUCCUGUAACCUGAGAGACGUUUUAUCCGUAACCUUAAAAUCAGGAAUGAGAGAGAACCAGCGAUGUUUUGUCUAGAGAUGCUUUCUUCAUGUGACGGGUUGCUUUUCAAGGCGAACUUGCUCCCAACCCCUUUCUGUUUCACAUAAACAGGUUUAUUUUCUAGCAAACACAUUUACUGUAUACUGUGAGAACUUCUCAGCCUUCCAGACAUGCUGGAGUGCCUAUUCGUUCAGGUUCAAUGUAAAGGGAAAAAAAAAGACAGAUUUUUUUAUUUUUAUGUGAUAGAACCAAAACUAGAUGUAUUUAUCGAGUUCGUAUACACUGUAUAUAUAAUCAUUCCUGUUCCUGAGUGUCUUGCGGUUUCAUUUGUGUAAACAUGGCCGUAUUGUGUCGCAUCGUUAAUGUUAAAAUUGUAGGAAAUGUAGCAUUUGUGUGGAUUUGGCUUCUACAGUAUGUUGUUAAUGAGAAGGCUUGUAUUGUUCACGAUAAUAGAAUGAGCAUCAGCAAUCACACGAGAUUAGAUUAGAUUAGAUCACUGUUCAUUUUGUCUGUUUGUUUAUGAGGCUAAAUUAUGAGUCCAUCACCCAUUAUGACCUCUCAGAGGGCGUACACACCAUACAAUCGUUUGUAUAACUUUAGCAGUUUAGUCAGUUAUUAGGAAAAAAAAGAGCGUCACCUGUAUGACUGAAAAUAAUUUUUGCACAAAGUUUGAGCACCUGGUUGUGAAAGUCGAUGCCAGGCUACUGCAGGAUGUUUUUCUUUUCCAUUAUUUAAUAAUGCAUGAAAUUCUUCUGCAGCACUAAAGCACACUGCUACUAACUGAGAAACGUAAAAGAAACAAGGAGGGAGGAGAUCCAAGGUACGAUGACAAAAUGGUCUCAGAAAAAUUCAGAACAAUUUCCUCAAUCAAACUUAAGAAGAAAAUUCUAAUCAAACUUAAGAACUUUAAAAUCACAGUUAGUGGCUCGGUUAGCUUCUGAAUUUUUUUUUUAGCUUGAUUUGAAUAAAAUGUAAUGAAAUCCAGCUAUUCGCAGCCUCAUGAACUGAUUUUGUGACAACAGGUAAUAAUAGUUAAAUAAUUAUGUAGUUUGAACUUAAUUUGGUGGUUCGUGUGAAAAAAAACGAAACUUGAAUUUAGUUACGACAACGAUCACUUGUCAGAUUUAUAAUUUAAGAUUUGGAAAUUUCGGUUUUAAGCAGAUAUAAAAAAAAAAAUUUUAUUUAUUUAAAAUUCACAGUAAAUCACUUUUAUCAUAUCAAAAAAUGCAUACACAAAAACCUAAAAUUCAAAAUCGAAUUUUCCACCGUUUAAAAAAAAAUGUUUUAAUGUUUGUUUUAAAAAUUUAAUUUGCAAACUAAGAACUUUAUCUAAUUUCAAACCUGUUUCACUAGAAAAUAAACUAAAAAAAAAUAAUGUUUUAACUCUUCUUAAAGUUUAUUGUUACAAAUUCCAUAACAUUUCACUUAAAUGUUAAAAUUUCUACAAACAGAUUUGUCAAAUUUCCUGAAAAACAUUGAACUCAAGAAAUUCAACAAAAAACCUAGAAUUCUUUCAGUUUCUCAGUACUUGUAUUUACGCACAGUGUGUGUGUUUGUUACCCAUAAUGCACUUUGAGAGUGUCAGCUUUAAACCUGAAACUCUUGGCUGUUUAUUUGUAAUGUCGUUAGACUAACACAAUCUAAUGGUCGAGUUCGACAAAGCACUUUCAAUUUUUCAGCUUGUUAAGCUUUAAAAUUGAAAAAGAACUCCCGAGCAGCCAGCUGAUAUUUGCACACGUAACACUGAAAUAAUUGUGCAAUAACGUAACAAACCGUAGUUAGCUGUAUUAACAGAGGCGCGUAGCUGCUCAGCAUAUCCUGUUGAGUUCCCUUCCUUAAAGUUGGCGUUUAAGGCUUAUUUUGGUAAAAAUUAACUCACCCCAAGUCUAUGAUAUAUAUUUAUAGAGUGCUAUAUUUGUGACCAUUAAUUGGCACUUUUUCAGAACUGAGCUGUUCCCCAAAUGCCAUAUUUUUAGCAAUAUACACCCACAGACACGGAAGUGCAAUAAACCCGCAGUGCUUAAAAUGUGAAUUUAUUUUGUGAUGCUAUUUGUGCUAGUGAGAAUCGAAUGAAAUGCGUAUGUGAGGUUAAAGGAGUUCAUGUUGUGCUGAAAAUGGGAAAUGCCAGUUAAACCGUUCCAAACGUCAAGGUCAGGGUAUACAUUAAUGGAUUUCGGGUUGUUAUUUUGAAGAAAAGAGAGCUAUCGAUAAAAAUGUGAAACUGGUGAGAGAUGAGUGUAUUUGUCCUAGAUUAAAUCCAUGCUUUCUUUUUAUUAUUAUUAUUUAUGAAAUUUAGCUUCUGAGGUCCUCUUUACAUUUCCAAUGCCACAAAGUGCGUCUUCCUGUAACUCUGGAUAAAUUAUUUUCCUGAAUAGGCUAUAAAAUGGACAGAGACUUUAUUGAAUAGAUGUUUAAAUAGUGUAUGUGUAUUUAAUAUACACUAUUUAAUAGAUAAAUGUGCAAUGUUAACGCAUAGAGUUUAUAUGGAGUGAAAAGUUUUAAUAUUUAUUAUAACAAAAAAAAAUUCCUGAAAAAAACACUACCAGUCAAAAAUUUUCGACGUAAUACAUGUGAAUGUAUUUAUGAUUUACUUAUGUGUUAUAUACUAGGUUUAUGGUUGAAAUUUGUUUCUAAGACAGCUAUGAAUAGUGGAGACUCUAAGGUGACUAUAAUAUUGUAUAAAUUUAUUUUGUUAUCAAAGUUUAUUUUUUAAAAGUGAAAAGAUACUGAAAGUGUGUGAAGCUUUAUCAGGAAUACUGUAAGCAAGUAAAAAAAUUAAGGUUUGGUGGUAAACUACGUACAUACGUACGUAUAUACAAGCAAGGUGUACAUAUCUUACUGAUUUAAAUAUUGCUUUAAAAGAUGUAGAUUUGUAAAUGCUAAAGAUGGCACAAUACAACUUUUCUAUUUCCAGCUGCAAAACAGAAAUCUCAAGUGUAGGCCGAUAUUAAUACCCAUUUAUAAUAAAUCUUUCCUUUCAAUAGUGCUAAACUUAAAAAUGAUUUUAAAAGGGGCCCUUGGCAAAUUGCAAGGGGCCUCUCCAGCCAGCAUUCAUCACCAAUAUCUAAUAAAUAUUCUGAUAACCUGUUGUAGUUUCGAAGUCUGUCAGAGCCCCCCCCCCCUUAAGAAGUAAGGAAAACUUCUUAAGGAAAACAAAAUCUAAUUAGGGCCCGAUAGACUUUGAUGUACUUCUCCUAGGAGAUUUAUACGAUCGCCAACAAACCGGGCUUUUGUGAUCGCAAUACAUUCACGAAGCAGAAUUGCAGAGGGAUUUUUGAUAUCUCAAAUGGGUCAGCUGUAACGAUGCCUUAAACUUAUGCUGAAAAGUGGUUAUUAACGAAGGCGCAGGGUGCUUGGGCCCACUCAUCGUUGAUUGCAACAAUAUUUAAUUAAUUUUUAAGGUAAAAUCAUCAUAAGAUUAAACAAAUCCUUUUUUUUUUCCAAUGUAACUAAAUCGUAAUUUUCUAGCUGGUAUCAACCAAAUAAAGAUUCCAUUUUUGCCAUCUCUAUUAAAUACUAUAUUAAGGUACUUUACUUUUAAAAA
Messenger RNA from Clarias gariepinus (North African catfish), 8558 nucleotides. Its product is annotated as protein phosphatase 1 regulatory subunit 3E. Gene Ontology annotation, cellular component: protein phosphatase type 1 complex. The coding region runs from base 306 to 1256 and encodes 316 amino acids. Gene Ontology annotation, biological process: regulation of glycogen biosynthetic process. The transcript has a single exon. Gene Ontology annotation, molecular function: glycogen binding; protein phosphatase 1 binding. The record is from RefSeq and is a predicted model, not a curated record. NCBI's taxonomy places the organism in Eukaryota, Metazoa, Chordata, Actinopteri, Siluriformes, Clariidae.